UCCCUCUUCCUGUUUAGAGUUCAGAGAAAGAAAGCAAAAAGGGCAGCAUCGGCAUCAGAAUAUGUUUAGCUCUUUGGCAGCUCUUUGACGGCUCUAUCUUCAUAAUUUAUUACCCCGUUAUAUCUUAAUUAUUCUUGGGUCGCCUUACCUUCCCGUUACCGUUUAAUUCAAAGAUAAUCUCUUCCCUGAGCAGCCACAGCAUCCCAAACGCCCAAAUGAACGGAGCAGCAUUCCCUUCCCCCACGACAGAGAUGGCGGAGAUAAAUCGUAUUCAGUAUGACCUGGACUACACUGAAGGAAUCAGCCAAAGGAUGCGUGUCCCAGAGAUGCUCAAAGUGGCUCCUCAAGCCCAUGAUGACCCCAUUACCCUGGGGCCUCAGGAUGUCCACCCCAGUGUCAUCAUGCAGGUCCCAGAUAGGAUUGUGGUCACUGGAGACAGCGGUAAGAAAACAUUUCCUGGCACCAGAGACCUGGACCUCAUCCAGUCUACACCAUUUGACACCCUGUCACUAAAAACUCCACCCAGAGUACUCACCCUGAGUGACAGACCCCUAGACUUCCUCGAGGAUGAACAGCGGGCAGCACCAGACACUGACGACACAAUGCGUCCUCAAGCAAGAAUGAGACGAGAGCGUUCAGCGAGUGAAAACAUCUCCAUUCGCCCAGGUGGACUAACACACAAUGACUCUGCUCCAGCCUCCUCUUCCUCAGCUACUACUGACCCUUCUAACCCUCCUCUAACCAUGGCUGAUGAAGAGCACAACAUGUACAGCGCUAGUGGUGUUCUUUCUUUCGUCCAAUCCACUACUCGCCGGGCCUACCAGCAGGUCCUGGAGGUCCUGGAUGAGAGCCCACACAGCCAACCACCUUUACUGCGAGGGGGUGCAGCUUCAGGCUCCAACCCCCUGCAUGACUCCAGGCUUGCAUUGUCCACUUACGAAGCUUCUUUUGACACCGGUGCUGAUGACUUGACUAUGGUGGAUGCAGCAACACUACGCAGACAGCUCAUCAAGUUGAACCGGAGACUUCAGCUGUUAGAAGAGGAGAACAAGGAGCGCGUGAAGAGAGAGAUGAUUCUGUACUCCAUCACAGUUGCUUUCUGGCUCGUCAAUACCUGGGUGUGGCUACGGCGCUAAUGCCCUUUGUGAGCAGACCGUAUCACACCAAACAUCCAAAUUUAUUUAAAAUGUACAGUUUUAUUUUUUUACUCCCUUUUGUUUAUUCUGUUGAUUCCUGUUUUAUUUUUUAUACAUGUAUACUAUUCUUUGCUCUGGGCUAGGUGUGAAUUGUAAAUAUUUGCGUUGAGACACUCCGCUUCAGGAAGAACUUAGUCACAAGAACAAUAAAGCUAUACAAUAUACCCUAUUACAGUUAUGGAGCUGCAAUGUGAUUAUCUACAAAUGUAUUUAUUGCAGGACUGUACGUUUAAUGGGGGAAGUCAUACCAUUUAGUAAACUCAAACACAAA
Molecule: messenger RNA, 1467 nt
Organism: Boleophthalmus pectinirostris (great blue-spotted mudskipper)
Lineage: Eukaryota; Metazoa; Chordata; Actinopteri; Gobiiformes; Gobiidae
Gene: mffa
Product: mitochondrial fission factor a
Exons: 8
Coding region: 216-1136 (306 amino acids)
Biological process (GO): positive regulation of mitochondrial fission
Cellular component (GO): peroxisome; mitochondrial outer membrane
Source: RefSeq, a predicted model, not a curated record